AUGGAUGACAUAGCCGUAAUAGGUCUUGGGGUUCGAUUCCCUGGCGACGCAACAUCUCCCGAAGCCUUAUGGGAGAUAUUGGAACAUGGUGAGUCUCAAUGGUCUGAGAUUCCCAAAGAUAGGCUCAACAUCAAUGGCUAUUAUCAUCCUGGGGGUGAACGCCAAGGAUCAAUUUCGUUUAAAGGAGGACAUUUCCUCAAAGGAAAUGUUGCAGAAUUUGAUGCUCCUUUCUUCUCCAUUGCGGCCGCCGACGCAAAAGCGAUUGACCCUCAGCAGCGCAUGCUUUUAGAAGUUUGUUACGAAGCUCUUGAGAAUGCUGGUUGCACCAAAGAAGAUAUUGACGGCACUGACACUUCUGUUUAUGUCGGAUCUUUUGUCAAAGACUAUGAGCAAAUUUGUUUGCGUGACCCAGAUUGGCAACCUCAAUAUGCAGCAACAGGAAAUGGUAUCGCAAUAAUGGCAAACCGCAUCUCGUAUUACUUCAAUCUCCAUGGUCCAAGCAUGACGCUCGACACAGGCUGCAGCGGGAGUCUCGUAUCCAUCCAUCUAGCUGCACAAAGUCUGCGUUCCGGUGAAUCAUCUCUGGCUAUUGCUGCCGGGGCUGGUCUGAUUUUGACUCCAAACACGAUCAUGCCAAUGACAGCACUAAAUUUCCUUAGUCCAGAUGGCAAGUGUUUCACAUUCGAUGCUCGGGCAAACGGCUAUGGACGAGGUGAAGGCAUUGGCGUUGUCAUUUUGAAGCGUCUUUCGGACGCUAUCAGAGAUAACGACACCAUCCGGGCUGUGAUUCGAGGCACGCAGGUGAACCAAGACGGGCGAACCACUGGUAUCACUCUUCCCAGUAAAGAAGCGCAGGUGGCAAAUAUUACUGCUGUCUAUAAGGCUGCAGGGCUUUCUUUCUCCGACACUGCUUACGUCGAGUGCCAUGGAACAGGCACCCAAGCAGGCGACUGGCGCGAGUUAAAGGCCAUUUCUGAAACACUUGGGGAAUCUCGUGCUCCAGAUAGCCCAAUCUUUGUUGGCUCCGUCAAGCCAAACAUUGGACAUCUGGAAGGGGCCGCCGGCGUGGCCGGUUUGAUUAAAGCCGUGCUAAUGCUAGAACGGGAGCGAAUUCCUCCGCAUAUCAACUUCGAGACACCGAAUCCUGCUAUUGACUUUAAAGAAUGGAAUGUCCAGGUGUCACGCAUUGCACAGCCCUGGCCGACCAACGCGAAGAAACGGGUCAGUGUUAACUGCUUUGGUUUCGGAGGGACAAACGCACACGUGAUUCUGGACGGGGCUGCCGAGUAUCUCUCUACACAGCAGCUGGUUGCCCACCACUCGACAACUUACAAAGUCAACGGCUUGCCGCUGCAAAAUGGAUACCCUCACUCAAAGCACGAAGAGCUUGUCCCGGACAAUUGGCAGGUUUUUUGUUUUUCCUCCAACGAGCGCUCUGGUAUCCAGAGAUUGGUUUCUCAACAUGCAUCGAUGCUCAACGAUACGGAAGAAUUGGCAAGUGACUUCUUGUCAAACUACGCCUACACAAUGGGGUGCCGUCGGUCACGUCUGGAGUGGAAAACAUUCUAUGUUUCCAAUUCGAUUUCGGAUCUGGUCGAGCAGAUGAGCCAGUCCGAACACCCGGCUACACGUUCUGCCAAGCAGUCAUCUCCGAGGCUUUGCUUCCUGUUCUGCGGCCAAGGAUCGCAGUGGGCCCGCAUGGGCUUAGAUUUGAGAUCUUUUCCUGUCUUCUGGAAUAGCCUCAAUUCCGCGAGUUGGUACUUGAGGACGGUUUUGGGGUCUUCUUUCGAUCUCAUUGAGGAAAUUUCCAGAGAAGCCCCAGACUCUGUUCUAUCAAGCGCUCACAUAUCUCAGCCAGCAACUACGGCCAUCCAAAUUGCCAUCGUAGAUUUGCUACAGUCACUGGGAAUACGGCCGAGCUCCGUCGUUGGCCACUCGUCCGGUGAAAUUGCCGCUGCUUUUGCGUGCGGGUCCAUCUCUCGUGAAGAAGCAUGGGAAGUGGCCUAUUAUCGGGGUCUGGCUGCAUCCGCAUCACGGAGUAAGCUGCCUGGUUUUCGCGGUGGAAUGGUGGCAGUUUCUAUGAGUCUUGAUGAGGCUACCUCUUACAUCAGCAUGCUUCCCGAUCCUCUUGAGAUUGCGUGCAUCAACAGCCCGAGCUCUGUUACGCUCUCCGGGAAACGUGAGGUCAUUGAGCACGCCUCUCGUGAUCUCAAGGCGAAGAGCAUCCGCCAUCGCAUUCUUCCGGUCGACAUGGCGUACCACUCAUCGUACAUGAAGAACUUUGAGGGCGACUAUGUCUACAAUAUUAGCUCAAUUUCCCCCGCAGCUGGUCGAAGGGUGGUACGAAUGUUUUCGUCGGUAUCGGGUCGUGAGGUACAAUGCUCGAGACUCGAUGCCAGUUACUGGGGCGAGAAUAUGGUAUCCCCUGUACGGUUUUCGUCGGCCAUUGAGUCUCUUAUGGCUGUUCCAGAAGACCAGUGUCCAUCAGUCUUCGUCGAGAUGGGUCCCUCGACCGUUCUGAGAACAAUGGUUCUCGAAACGCUGGCAAGCCGCGUGAAACCUGAGCAGUUUCUCUGUGCACUGGACAAACGUCGUCCGGGGCCGGCUUCUGUUCUCAAUAUUGUCGGAGAGCUAUGGUCAUCUGGCCAGAAUGUCAACCUGAAAGGCGCAAUUUCUCGUCGAUUUCCUCAGCCACGUCUGAAAUGUCUCUCCAAUCUAACAUCAUAUCCUUGGAAUCACACAAAGUCGUACUGGCAUGAGUCUCAUCUCAGUUUGGCCAACCGGUUCCGAGAUUAUGGUCGCUUAGACCUUAUUGGAGCACCAACGGCCGAUUCUGUAUCUUAUGAGCCCCGGUGGCGCGGUUUUCUCAGAAUUUCUGAGAACCCUUGGAUCCAGGACCAUCAGGUGCAGAGGACUGUAAUCUACCCCGCGGCUGGCAUGAUUACCAUGGUCCUGGAGGGAGCUAGACAGCUGAAGGCGCGCUUUCCGGAAGUUUUUGGCUAUGAGAUACGAAACAUGCGCUUCGAAAAGGCGGUUGUUGUACCAAACACUACGCAUGGUGUCGAAGUCGCACUGAACAUGAGAGCAGAAGCCGAUGCGGGGAAUCAGCGUCUCCCGAGAGGUCACUUCACAUUUUCUAUCUACUCAAAAGCUCUAGAGAAGGAAUGGGAAAAGCACUCAACUGGAGAUCUUUAUUUUUGUUCUCAAUCGCAGAACAUGGAGGCGUUAUUUGAGGCUUUCAAAAAUCAGCACGAUGAACUCGGUGUUGUCUGCACCACGACAGUCAACCCGAGGCAAUUAUACGAACACUUGGACACAGUCGGGAUCUCUUAUGGUCCAAUGUUUCGCAAUAUUCUAGAGAUCAGCAAAGGAGCCGACCGCUGCAUUAGCAAGAUCCGUGUUCCGGAGACCAGAUCCAAGAUGCCGGCAAACUUCGAAUACCCGCACCUGCUUCAUCCCGGGACAUUGGACUCGAUGUUCCAAACACUCUUCGCGCUGGAACCUGUACCGAAAGUUCCUUACCUGAUUGAGAGUAUUUUUGUGUCCGAUAAUUUGGAUUUGAGCACCAGCCGCGAGUUUGUUGGGCAUGCUAUUGCCAAACAAAGGCCGUUCAACGAGGCCGAGGCGCAGAUAUCAAUGUGCUGCACUGAUAGACCAUUGGAUCAGAUCAUCAUCAAAGGACUUCGUUUCAGCGAAGAUCUUUUCACCUCGUCAACCGAGGCCUCUUUUCUUCCCAGCUAUCGCAACUUGGCCACAGAGCUGGUCUGGAGAGAAUACUCUGAAACUGCACAGUUCGAGUCGUUCAGACAUGCGAUUUCGCUACUCUGCCAUAGAAACCCCAGACUUUCAAUCCUACAGAUUGGAGGUGAGCUCUCCCUUGCAAAAUACGCUUUGUUGACGGCUUUGGAGCAUGCGGGCCAGCCACUGCGCCUCGGAAAAUACUCCUUUAUUGAUCAAAAGGAGUCCGAUCUGCACAUUGAUGACAUCAAGAUGGCGCCUUUCAGAAGUUAUGUGGAUCAGAUACCGGAUUUUGCUUCAGUCAAGUCCGGAUAUGACCUGAUAUUGGUCCACGGAGACACGGAGGACGAACUCAUGCUCGCUCGGCGUUUCCUGAAGCCCAGCGGGAUGGUUUUCCAGGUCUUGGCAGCUGAAAGUGAUCCUAAAAGCCCAAGAUCAAACGUUUUGUGUUCGGAUUUUGACUUGGGUUGGGAUUUGGAUGGCAUGCAAGUCGAGUGGUGUAGGCGUACUGGAACACCCUCAACCGAGGAGACGGGUGAAGGCAGACAGCCAACCAUGCGCAAAGUUCCCGCUCAGAGCACAGAGCGAUACAUGUCCAGCAGUGUUGUCCUUGUACUCCCCAGUGAGAUAUCUGAAGAGGUCUCUCUUUUUGAGGUUCAGUUCCGAGAGCAUCUGGCCGCAAAAUAUCCAGCCACUGGUGUCUGCGCUCUACGACUCCAAGAUGCAGCACGCGAAGGUGCCAUUCAGAAGGAAGCACUCUAUAUUUCCCUGCUUGACAUUUCUCGAGAGGCAUGUACUGAAGGCUUUGUUUUCAGCUGGAGCGAAGCAGAUUUCACUGCUUUUCACUCGCUGCAGAAAGUCGCGAAAACAAUCGUUUGGAUCACGAGAGGGGCUGGCAUGACAGCAACCACGCCACGCUGUGCACCGAUCACUGGUCUUGCCAGAACCCUCAUGUCUGAAGAUCUGCAGAAGGUAUUUGCCACGUUUGACUUGAGCCAGACUUCCUUGUUAUCCGAUACAAGAAUUCUUGAGAUGCUUGUCACCGUCUGCCGCAGCGUGACAGACCCUGCUCUCACCGGCGAGGCUCGCGAGGUGGACUUUGCAGAAAAUGAUGGCGCAUUGUUUAUCCCCAGGUUGAAAACUCUGGAUGACCUGAAUUAUAUCAUCGAGAAGGGUGGUAGCUCCGACCACAUCGUUGAAAAAUGCUUUCAGACCGACGAAAAUGAGGCCGGCCGUCAAAUUAUGCUCGAGUCAUCGCUGCACUCAAACGUCUUGUCGUCGAAAUCUGUACCGCCUUCCCAUUUCAAAGAAGUUAAUCUGGAUGAGUUAAGACCCGGACACAUUGCCCUCUCGUUUGAAUCCGCUAUCCUGGCCGUCAGCAACGAAGGAGUCGCGGGUCAAGACAUUCGCAAAUGGCACAGCCACGAUGUAACUGGUCGUGUCUCUGCUAUAGGAGCCGGGGUAACCCGUUACCAUAUAGGCGACAGAGUGGUUUCUCUGAUUCCCAAGGGUAACGGUUUACGCACCACAGCGCAAGUCGAUGCUGCGUUGGUAAUGAGCCACCGGCCUGGGUUUGUGCCUAGCCAGUUCUUAUCCGCAUACUACGCACUGUUCAACGCCGGUAAAGUACGCCAAAUCAAGAAUGUCUUGAUACAUGCCGGCGCAAGCGGCUUUGGUCUCGCCGCUGUUGAACUUGCCCUCUUAUCCGGAGCAACUGUAUUUGCCACAGUCACAGGACCAAACAUGGACAUACAAAGAGAUCUUUUGCGAGAACGGGGUAUUAAGCCGGGUCACAUCUUCGAUGGCAACAAUGACAGCUACCCUUCUCUUGUCAAGCGCCUCACAAGAGAUCGAGGAGUCGACCUCGUUUACAAUCCCACGCACAAGGAUGUAGAGCUUUCUGUCGCAUGCGUUCGCCAAUGUGGCACGAUUGUCUAUUUUGCCAACACUUCGAAAGAUUUCUCUUCUAUCAGUACUCCAGCUAUUCCUGUGACCAUGGUGGGCUUUGAUCUAGCCACUUUGCUCAUCGAGGACCUGGAUCAUGCAAUCGAUAUGGCUCACUUAGCGAACAAUCUGACUGCUCAUGUAUGCUUGGAGUGGAUGUCAAACUCAACCGUUGAGCAUCGAUUUGAUAUAUCCCAACUGCUAGAUGCAAUGAAAGCCAUCAACGAGCCUACACAUGUCGGCUCUGUAUGCAUAACCGCGGGUUCAGCUCAAGAAAAUGCUAGCCUGGUUCAAGUUUUGCAGCAUAGUCUCCCUACACCGCUAAGAGAUUAUAUAUCUGUGGACGCCACAUAUGUUUUAGCUGGCGGGCUAGGAGGUCUUGGAAGAAGUAUUGCGGAGUUGCUGGUGGCCAAUGGAGCAAAGAAUAUCGCAUUUCUGAGCAGAUCAGGUGCUUCCUCCUCGGCGGCUGCACAGUUUUUGGAGAAGCUUUUUGAACAAGGAGUAGCCGCCAAGGCGUUUUCCGUUGACAUCUGCGACCAAGUUGCUCUGCAAGAUCUUCUCUCAACCACCGUUUCUGCGACCAUGCCGCCAAUUGCUGGUGUGUUCCACUGCGCAGCUGUUAUCAAGGAUGCUGUUUUCGACAAUAUGACAUACGAGAGCUGGAAUACUGGAUUUAAGCCAAAGGCUAUGGGCUCGUGCAAUCUCGUUGACGCUGUGGAAGCACUAGGACAUGAUCCCUUCUAUGUGUUUUUGGCAAGCUCUGCGGGUGUCAUUGGCACGCGUGGACAGGCAAACUACGCAGCUGGUAAUGCUUUCCUUGACGCCCUGGCUAAGAACCUCCGCAUUCGUGGGAAGAGGGCUACAUCUCUUGAUUUGGGCCCUAUCCUUGGGGCAGGCAUGCUGGCAGAAGAUGAAGUCAUUCUCGAUAUUCUGCGAGCGAGUGGCUUCUAUGGCAUUCGGCACGAUGAUUUUCUCACCAUAGUCAAGCAUUCCAUAACCGGAGAGACAUCCCGGGGUAUUCCAUUACCAUCUCAGGUUGUUCUCGGUGUUGGUACGGGCGGUUUGAUGUUGCAGAAUCAGCCGGCGGACCCGUACUGGUCCCGCACAGCGAUGUACUCAUACCUUAACAUCGUCGACAUGCCAGAGCCAGACUUGAGUGCCCCCACAAGGUCUGUCGGUCUAGGCAUCAAAGCGGAAUUGAUGAGCUGCACAGAUGCAGAAUCUGCUAUCGGCAUUGUGUGCAGUGGUCUGUCGAGCAUGCUCGCCAAAUCAAUGAACAUGACUGCUGAAGAGAUCGACCCAUGCCGCCCCCCAAGCGCCUACGGUGUCGAUUCACUUGUGGCUGUAGGUGUUCGCAAUUGGGUAUCCAGAAACUGUGGCGUGGAUGUUUCUGUUUUCGAAAUUAUGAGCGAGUUGACUGUUUUCGAGUUGUCCAUGUUAGUCGUCCGGAAUGGAGGGUUCGGGCUAAAUGCAGAUAAUAAGUCUUGGGCAUUUAGUUAUGAAUAA
Messenger RNA from Akanthomyces muscarius, 7188 nucleotides. RefSeq lists its product as uncharacterized. NCBI's taxonomy places the organism in Eukaryota, Fungi, Ascomycota, Sordariomycetes, Hypocreales, Cordycipitaceae. The transcript is spliced from 10 exons. The record is from RefSeq and is a predicted model, not a curated record. The coding region runs from base 1 to 7188 and encodes 2395 amino acids. Gene Ontology annotation, molecular function: phosphopantetheine binding; fatty acid synthase activity; oxidoreductase activity. Gene Ontology annotation, biological process: fatty acid biosynthetic process; secondary metabolite biosynthetic process.